Messenger RNA from Triticum aestivum (bread wheat), 1956 nucleotides. RefSeq names its product U-box domain-containing protein 41. The coding region runs from base 107 to 1723 and encodes 538 amino acids. The transcript has a single exon. The record is from RefSeq and is a predicted model, not a curated record. Lineage: Eukaryota; Viridiplantae; Streptophyta; Magnoliopsida; Poales; Poaceae. Gene Ontology annotation, molecular function: protein binding; ubiquitin-protein transferase activity. Gene Ontology annotation, biological process: protein ubiquitination.
GCACGGCUCCAGACAGCCAAAGCAAAGGUGAGCCACCGUCCAUUAUUGCACCAAAAGCACCAAAGCGCCGCUGCGCUGCUUGCAGCUGCCGAGCUGAUAAUUAAGCAUGGGUGCCGCGCGCGCAUGGCGCUGGAAGCUUCUGCCCUUCCACUCCAAGCCGCCGCCGCCGCCGUCCCUCCCUGCAACCCUGUCCCCGGUGGACAAGGAGGAGGAGGUGCCACGGGAGUUCCUGUGCCCGAUACUGGGCGCGCCCAUGUCCGACCCGGUGAUCCUGCUGUCGGGGCGGACGUACGAGCGCGCCUGCAUCCAGGCCUGCGCGGAGCUUUCCGUCUCUCCGCCUGGCGUGGAGGGAGACUCGCCGGCAUCGGGUGGGGUGGUUCCCAUACCCAACGACGCGCUCGGAGCGGCCAUCCGGACUUGGAGCGCGCGGUCUGGACGCGCGCCGCCUGCUGCCCCUUCCGCCGCGGCGGCACGGGAGGCCGUGCUACGCGCGGUUCCAUCUCCGCGGCCCCCAGGCAGGUCGUCUUCUAACUUGUCCUGCUCCUCCAGGGCGUCCGCUGCGUCGACGUCGUCCUCCUCCUCCCGGUCGUCGUCAGAGAUAACGGCGGUGGAGAGGCUGGAGAUGGUGUGCGAGAAGAAAACGGAGUCGUUGCGGAUUGGUGAGGAUGAGGAGGAAGUUGGCCAGUUGACAGUGAAGGCUGUGAGCGGCGGAGACGAGUGGGAGGUGGAGUCAGCGAUGGCGGCGCUGCGACGGGCGACGCGGGAAAGCGCGCCGAGGAGGCGGGCGCUCUGCGUGCCGCAGCUGCUCGCUGCGCUCCGUCGCGUGCUGCUGUCCGCGCGUCACUCCGCCGCGGCGCGCGCCGACGCCACCGCUGCUCUGGCCAACCUCUCCCUCGAGCCUGAGAACAGGGUGCCCAUCGUCCGCGCGGGCGCCGUGCCGGCGCUCGUCGAGGUUGCCAGCUUGGGUGCUGCCGCCCCGGAGGCAUGCGAGCACGCGGCAGGCGCUCUGUUCGGCCUGGCCCUCCACGAGGGCAACCGCGCCGCCAUCGGCGUGCUCGGCGCCUUGCCUCCUCUUCUGGCACUCCUUACCACCGGCGACCAGGCCCCGCGAGCGCGCCGCGAUGCCGGGAUGGCUCUGCUCCACCUCUCCCUCGCCGCCGUUAACCAGUCUAAGCUCGCGCGCGCCCCGGGCGCCGCCAAGAACCUGCUCUCCAUCUCGUCCGAUUCCAACGAGCCGUUGCCCAUCCGCAGGCUGGCCCUCAUGGUGAUCUGCAACGUCGCCGCCUGCACUGAGGGCAGGACAGCGCUCAUGGACGCCGGCGCCGUCUCGACGUUUUCCGUCAUCCUUUCCGACGACGCUCACAGGUCGGAGCUUCAAGAAUGCUGCGUCGCGGCAUUGUACGACAUGAGCAAGGGAAGCCCGCGGUUCCGGGGGCUUGCCAGAGCGGCCGGCGCCGACCGGCCCCUCAUCCUCAUCGCCGAGCAAGCGGACCCGGGCGUUCACAAGGACAUGGCGCGGAAGGCUCUGCGAGCAAUGCUGGGCCUGGGCGACAUCAACGGCGGAGGCCUUCAUGAUUUCAGCAACAGCGAACGCAACGACGAUGACAGCGGCACCAUUGCGCCGUCCCUGCCGGUCCGCCGCCGGCGCGCCGCGAGCUGGGGAGCUCCUCCUGCCUCGAAGCUGCCAAGUUCACACCACUGGCGAUCAGUAUGUAUCGAUUAGCUUUAGUUCUUGAGCUGGGUGUUGCUGUGUUGUCAUAAUUGCAGUGGAUUCAUGCAGUGCUCCUUUUUACCUGCUUGGUCUGUAAUUUUGAAUGGAUGGUGAAAUUAAAGACAAUUGUGCAGUGGAAGCGCAUAUGUUUGUGCUCUACUUUGUUUAUACAUAUUUCCCCUGAAAAGGCUUUAGAUCUAGAUCAAACCAUCUGUACAGAUAUCCUAAAAAAAUAAAGAAAAUAU